CCUUCCCGGCGGCCCGUUUAUCUGGGCGGGGCGCUUCGCGAAGAUGGUGGAGCGCGCGGCGUGUGACUCCAGUCGCUUUCCGAAGUCUCAGCACCGCGCACCGGCCAGUGUUUCGCUGGUUCGGAGCCCCCACCCUCCAGGUCCCUGACCCUGCGCCCCGUGUGUUUGGUUCCCAGUAUGCCCCGCGCCCGCAAGGGGAACGUGCCUCGUAAGGGCGGCCAGCGUCGCGGAGGGGGUGCCCGGAGCAGUGCCCAAGCUGACUCAGGUUCCAGCGAGGAUGAGGCAGCCAGUGAGGCCCGAAGCACUACCAGUGACUGUCCCAGCCUUCUCAGUGUCACCACAGAGGACUGCCUUGUGGGGGAUGCUGUGGAUGAGCAGGCUCAGCAGGAAGACUUUGAGGAUAAGCUGAAGGAGUAUGUGGACUGCCUUACAGACAAGAGUGCCAAGACCCGGCAGAGUGCCCUGGAGAGCCUGCGCCUAGCCCUGGCGUCCCGCCUACUCCCUGACUUCCUACUGGAGCGCCGCCUCACUCUGGCUGAUGCUCUGGAAAAGUGCCUCAAAAAAGGGAAGGGUGAGGAACAGGCCCUGGCUGCUGCCGUGCUAGGUCUGCUCUGCGUGCAGCUGGGCCCAGGGCCCAAGGGUGAGGAGCUGUUCCACAGCCUGCAGCCCGUCCUGGUCUCCAUGCUCAGCGACGGCACAGCUAGCCCUGCUGCCCGGCUCCACUGUGCUGCUGCUCUCAGCUUGGGCUGUUACGUAGCAGCUGCUGAUGUCCAGGACCUGGUCUCUUGCCUUACUUGCUUAGAAAGUGUUUUCAGCCGGGCCUAUGGGGUGCGUGGCUCCACAGCACCUGUGGCCCCUGCAAGUCUGCAUGGCCUGCUGUGUGCUGCUCUGCAGGCCUGGGCAUUGCUACUCACCAUCUGUCCCAGCACCCACAUCAGCCACAUCCUAGACAGACAGCUGCCCCGAUUGCCCCAGCUCUUGUCCAGUGAAAGUGUGAACCUGCGGAUUGCCGUUGGCGAGACCAUUGCACUGCUCUUUGAACUCGCCCGGGAACUUGAGGAAGACUUUAGUUAUGAGGACAUGGAGGCCCUGUGUAGUACUCUGCGUACUCUGGCCACUGACAGCAACAAGUACCGGGCCAAGGCUGACCGCCGGCGCCAGCGCUCAACUUUCCGAGAUGUACUGCACUUUGUCGAGGGCGGUGAAUGUGAGGAAGAGACAAUCCGCUUUGGGCUCGAGGUGCUCUAUGUGAACAGCUGGGCCCGGCGCCGGGUCUACUCUGCCUUCAAGGAUGUGCUGGGCUCUGGCAUGCACCACCACCUCCAGAACAAUGAGCUACUCCGUGACAUCUUUGGUCUAGGCCCUGUGCUAAUGCUGGAUGCUGCAGCCCUUAAGGCCUGCAAGAUUUCACGCUUUGAAAAGCACCUGUACAACGCUGCCGUCUUCAAAGCCCGGACCAAGGCACGCAACCGUGUGCGGGACAAGCGGGCAGACAUUCUGUGA
This is a messenger RNA of Chrysochloris asiatica (Cape golden mole), 1503 nucleotides long. It is a transcript of the gene IFRD2, whose product is annotated as interferon-related developmental regulator 2. Lineage: Eukaryota; Metazoa; Chordata; Mammalia; Afrosoricida; Chrysochloridae. The coding region runs from base 178 to 1503 and encodes 441 amino acids. The record is from RefSeq and is a predicted model, not a curated record. The transcript has 12 exons.